Messenger RNA from Fusarium falciforme, 2163 nucleotides. Its product is annotated as DNA helicase. The transcript is spliced from 2 exons. Lineage: Eukaryota; Fungi; Ascomycota; Sordariomycetes; Hypocreales; Nectriaceae. Gene Ontology annotation, cellular component: nucleus. Gene Ontology annotation, molecular function: DNA binding; ATP binding; 3'-5' DNA helicase activity. Bases 1 to 2163 code for a protein of 720 amino acids. Gene Ontology annotation, biological process: recombinational repair. The record is from RefSeq and is a predicted model, not a curated record.
AUGACGAGAUACUGCCCGUAUCGUACCUUCACCGACAGUCAUGCCUCGCUCCAGCGGCAGCUAAAGAAACCCCCGUUUACCCCUUCCGAUGACCAGCUGAAGAUCGCAAAGCUCUGCCGGACGGAGAAUGUGGUCGUGUCGGCCCGACCUGGCUCGGGCAAGACUUCUACGGCUGAAGCCAUCAUUGCGGCUCAUCCGGAUUUAAGAGUGCUUGUGCUUACUUACUCAAAGAGACUUCAGCUGGAGACUCUUCGACGCCUUCGGCCCUACCUCAACUGCGAAGUGUACACCUUUCACUCCAUAGCCGGUAGGCUUUUUGGGACUGAAGCUAGUAACGACGCUAUACUAUACAAGCUAAUACAAGAGGCUCUUGAUCAAAAUGAGCUUCCCCAGUGGAGCUCUGAGCCCUUUGACAUCAUCGUGUUGGACGAGUUUCAGGAUUGUACAGGAUCCCUCUUUUGGCUCACCAACUGCUUUAUACAGGCCAACCAGAAAAGGGCCGGCGGGAAACCUGCCCGUAUUGUCGCUUUGGGUGAUGAGCGGCAGGCCAUCUACGGAUUCCGCGAUGCCGAUGGCCGCUACUUGACUCUUGCUCCCGAGUUGUUCGGUCCUGUUAGCCUCUACCCAUUCGCCAAGACUCCACUGCGCCAAAGCUUCCGACUAUCGGAGCAAUCGGUUCGGUUCAUCAACGAAGUCUUUCUCGGGGGCGAAUCUUGCAUCGUCAGCAACAAGACAGGCCCUAAGCCCAUUGUACUGAAGUGUGCCCCCUUUGACAGCUCUGCGUUGGCUAGGAAGCUGUGGCCUUUGAUUAAGCACUACGGAGCUGAGAAUACAGCAAUCCUCUCACCGAGCGUACGUCAGCAUGGCACGAAACAAGGGCCAUUGCAAAAGGUGGUCAACAGAUUGUCCAAGAAGUACGGCGUGCCGAUCCAUGUGCCGCCCAACGAAGAGGUCUCUCUGAAUGACAAGGUUAUCAACGGGAAGAUGUGCGUUUCCACCAUCCACCAGUUCAAGGGCAAUGAGCGAGAUCUCGUCGUCGUCUUCGGCAUAGACGCCUCGUACUUCAAGAAUUUUGGCCGUCACCUUCCAGAUGAUAGAUGCCCCAACGUGACUUUUGUCGCCCUGGCCCGUGCCAAGGAACAGCUUGUCUUGAUUCAUCACGAGGAUAAGAAGCUGAUGCCUUUUGUGUCCGUGAAGGCUCCGUAUGAGACAGCAGAUAUCACUGACAUGACCAAGUCGCAGCGGGGGUUUGAAGCUCCCGGUGCCCCAGGACGGCCUGCGAAGAAUGGGCUUGCUCUGCCGCGGACGGUCGCCGUCCGAGAUAUGGUCCGACACAUCAAAGACGAGUGCCUCAAGAAAGUCAUUCGGGACUAUCUACACAUCCAGAAGCUACCAUCUCUACCCGGAGACGAACACAUCAACCUCCGAGACAUUGUGCCCUCAGAUGAGAAACCGGGGUUCUACGAGGACGUGAGCGAUUUGAAUGGCCUCGUCGUUGUCGCAGCCUUCGAGCAUCAAGUUGCUGGGACACUCGACACACUCGAACUAGACCCAGAUGAUAUUGAAGAAAUGCCGGUAAUGCACUCGCAGCAGGGUGUCUCUUGGCUUUGUCGCCAGGCCUGCAAGUCCGAGGCCAAAGUGUCGGGCUAUGACCCACGCAAAAUCCAAAUGAAGCACCAUGAUUUCGAUUGGAUUAAGCCCGACGACCUUGCCCUAGCUCGGGGUCGGCUUUGGGAACAACUCGGAGACUCGAUUGGCAAUCUCAGGUUCAAGGCCGAAGCUCAUGAGCAGUUCAGAGUCGAUACAGAGGAGGAUACAGAGGAGUGUUGCCUGUUGGGCCGAGCAGAUAUCAUGGCGGUUUCGAGCCCAGACCGAAAGAUGGGUGAUGUUGUCUGGGAGAUCAAGUUUGUCUCGCAACUCUCCAGCCAGCAUGUUAUCCAGGCGUGCGCGUAUGCUUACUUGUUGAGACUACCUUGUGCGAUACUCUACAAUGUGCGUACGGGAGAAAAGUGGGAAAUCACACCGCGUGAUGGGCCAGAGGGACUCCACCGACUGAUUGAGGACAUACUGAGACUCAAGUACACUACCGAGAGAAAGAUGAGUGACGAGGAGUUCACCGAGAAGUGCGCGAAGCAGAGACAGGAGGUGAUGAAGCUGAAGUAA